Molecule: messenger RNA, 1203 nt
Organism: Symbiodinium necroappetens
Lineage: Eukaryota; Dinophyceae; Suessiales; Symbiodiniaceae
Source: the annotation of a GenBank genome assembly
AUGCGCAACACCGGUCCAUGGGAUACAUCUAGCGGCAGUUUGCGGAUUCCAGUCAGAUGGGCCUUCACGGCAACUGGAUACCUGAACGUUCCGCUUCUUGUCUGGCUCGCCCUGGUAGCGAUGGCAGCAGUUGCAUGUGCGCGAGUUGCAAGGUUCUCGUUCUCGGCGUUUGCCUGGGGCGCUUUGAUUAUUCUUGCAGUCGUUCUCAUUAUGCAGGGCUACUGGUAUUUUCUCAACCCAUACACUCCUUUGGAGAAGCACCGGGAACAGUUCACGAAAGGCCUGGAGAAGAGGCUUCGUCGGUGCAAGCGAGGUCCUGAACGCGCCAUCACCGCAAAGCAGUUGGUGGAUUUCGUGGAAUUCUUCCAAGGUUUCAUAUUGCAGCGCACCAUGUACUACGUGAACGACAACAUCAUCCAGCCACUUACGAAAAGGGAUGCCGUCUCCUUUGCUGAGAUGGUUGGGCCUAGUCCCGUCGCUUGGUUCGUGAGCCACUACUGGGGAACUGCUCUGCGCCACUUCGCUGACUCGGUCCGCAAGCACGCGCAGCUCAUCCACGGCGAAGACUGGAAGACCAAUGCAUACUGGAUCUGCACCUUCAGCAACAACCAGUGGGCAGUUGAAGAGGAGCUUGGCAACGGCCAGUGGCAGGAGUCUUCCUUCUACCUUGCGCUUCGAGAUGCACGGUGCCGAGGAACUGCUAUGGUCUUAGAUGAGCUCGCCCUUCCACUGACACGCGCUUGGUGCCUCUUUGAAGUGUUGCAGACACUCUUGCUCUCCCAGCAGGACAAGAGCUUCGGAGGUCUUCAGUUCUGCACUUCUACCGGAGUGAUCAAUGCGGGCCAGUCAGGCACAGAUGUUGCCAUGGCAACGGCCAAGCGCCUGGCAAACCUGGACAUGUGUAGGGCUGACGCAAGUAACCCAGACGACCUUCGCAUGAUUCGGGAUCUGGUGGAGCAAAUGCCCGGCGGCUUUGACUCCAUGAAUAGCUUUGUGCGCAGUUCCAUGCGAACAGCGCUGAUGGCCGUCAACAGCCAGUUCGUGAGAGAGUUCCAAGAACUUACAGACAUUCUCGCUCAAAACUCAAGGGAAGAGAGUGAUGAUACUGAUUUGCCUUGUACGGCUGCCGUAGAGCCCGCCGCCGCAAUGCCAACGCUGCUGCAACGCGGCGCCUCCGGCGCCACAACAAAGAAGACCGGGUGA